GGGAGAGAGAGGUGGGAUCUAAGCAUCAAAUUUCAAUUACAUUAUCACCACCACAACCACAGCCACAACAAUAACCAGUACAUCUACUCCUAAUCAAAGUCCAAAUUUUCAGCCAUGUCCCUGAACAUGAAAACCCUGACCCAAGCCCUAGCCAAGACAGCAGCAGUAAUCGAGAAAACCGUAACCACCACCGUACAAGAAGUCACCGGACCCAAACCCUUACAAGACUACGACCUCCUAACCCAGAUCGGCUCCGCCGGGCCCGGACUAUGUUGGAAGCUCUACUCUGGCAGGUCACGUGACCGUUACGUGACAUCCCAGCAGUACCCCACUGUCUGCGUCUGGGUCCUCGACAAACGGGCUCUAUCCGAAGCUCGCAAUCGGGCUGGGCUGUCCAAAUCGGUUGAGGAAUCGUUCUUGGAGAUAGUUCGGGCCGAUGCUGCUCGUCUGGUGAGGCUGAGGCACCCGGGGGUGGUGCACGUGGUGCAGGCUUUGGAUGAGAACAAGAAUGCCAUGGCAAUGGUCACCGAGCCUUUGUUUGCUUCCAUGGCGAAUGUGUUGGGGAAUGUGGAAAAUAUUGAAAAGGUGCCAAAGGAGCUCAGAGGGAUGG
Messenger RNA from Ilex paraguariensis (yerba mate), 610 nucleotides. Lineage: Eukaryota; Viridiplantae; Streptophyta; Magnoliopsida; Aquifoliales; Aquifoliaceae. The record is from the annotation of a GenBank genome assembly.